AUGUCAGACCGCUACCGCGGGCUGUCGUUAUUCUCGGCGCAAUCACUCUGCUUUGAAUUUACUCAAUUCAAGCUCCUAUCUCACUCCGAAAACGAUACAACGCCGACAGCAGUAGAACCGCCUACUGAACUGGAGUCGUUAGAAGAAGUCUGGAGCCACGUUGCAGACGAGACCGAGGAUGCCGUGCUAGCUACACAUGCACGGAGAGACCCUCAGGAACCUUCACGCAAGGGUACACAAAAGCAUAGCAAGCCUCCUUCCUCCGCCCCUUCGUCUUCUUCGCAACCCAACAAGGCGGAAGCCUAUCUCGCGUCGUUGCAUGCUGCUGGACUGCAGCCUACUCUUGGGGAUCUCGAACGAUGCCGCCCUCCAGGGCAUGCAGAUCCCGAUACUCCCCAGUUUGAAAAGGAUUAUAAUAAUCUACUAGACACGCUCAGUCGCGCCUUCAGCAAAGAGCAGCUACGCAAUUUUUUAGAGCAAUGGGAUCGCAAUUGUGCCUGGUGCCGGCACCAUCGGAGGAAGCACCAAUAUGCUGAAUGGAUCAUUGAGAAAAUGUGGGGUUGGCCCAGUUUGAAGGAAGUAGCACGCGCUCAACGGGAUCGUACGGAGAUAUCUACCAAGACGUUUCCUGUCUCACCCAGCGAGCUCUUCCUCAUCCUUGGAAAAGAUGGCGCCGAUUUACUGGAGAUGUCUCUUGCGUACAAUGUGCAUAUAUCUCUCGCAUCGAAUCCUCUUGCAUUGCGAGUCGAGGGUGUACAUAACGCGUUGAACAGAUUGACCGAACAUUUAGCUUCGGUUAGACAGCGAAUAGUCAGCGAGGAGUACAGAUUACACUCAAAUACAUCUCUAUCCUCUGACAUGAUCCAACGAAUAUCGCGCCUCUCUGGAGCGUUCGUGGAGAAUGUAGGCUUAGAUGGUCUACUUAGAAUACAGGCCAAGUAUGAGCGGAACAUAGACGUUGCGAAGCGGCUUGCGACCCGAACCAUUCACGAGUCCCAUCAGCAAUUACAGUCGUCCAGGCUAGCGUACCUACCUUCCGCACAACUUGUGUUCUCCGCUCCUGUCACUAUGUUUCCUCGCACCUACUCACUAUACCCCUUCCUAUCGCCUCGGUCCUUGCCAUGGACAAUGAAUACAGGGGGGGCAUUCCGAGCUCGACGAGUGGGCGAAUGGCUCAGUCACAAUUCUGAGAACAUCGAAGCAACUGGCGGUCUUGCGGGGGGCAAUGGUCGAAUCAUUUCGGCGUCUCAGGACUCUGUCGAUCUCAAGGGCGCUCUAUUGUCUGGCUUGGGCAGACCGUCUGCAGGCAGUAUUGCGAGUACUCGAGUCGUGAAGGCAGUGGUAGGCCAUAUGCUUGUCACACCUUCCUCUGGUCAGCGCCCUAGCCUGGUUCCGCCCCUUAGAGGCAAUCAUCCCUUCGGAAAGAUCCUGAGAUGGAUGGCAGAUCAAAGUGUGCAGUCGGCAUUCGUACCAAGUCUACCUGCUCCGCUGGCGGACACAUCACCUAGCCAACAGAGGAUUGUACAUCGCUUGUCUUACCGUACAAUGCCGACGGGCCACCACACAGAAGACAGUUUUGAAAGGGCUGCUCCUAGGAUUAACAAAAUAAUGCGAGUCGAGGUUGCGUUGGCUCAGGCCGGAAAAGCCACUUCCGCAUCAAGAGGCGAUACUGCACAAAUCAAGGGGACCCCGUCAGAAGACAGUGAGACCGGAUCUCGGGAAGACCUCGAAGAUGAUGCGGUUAUGCCUGACUUGGUUUUUGCACCACGGUACUUGCUGGGGCUUGAAUCACAGGUAGACCUUAUGUUGCCGGACAGACCGAUGGAUCUGCAGCUAUCAGCUAUGGAGUGCAAUGCGGUUGAGCCUGGGCGCGAGCCUCCAGAGAUACAAUCGUACCUGGCAGAUCUCAAAGCUUUCUUACGGGUGGAAAUGGAUGGCCGCCAGCCUGACCCCCCGUUGACAUUCCAAUAUGACGGCGACACUUUCAUUCUUCACACGAGCGCUAGCGUCAGGCAAAGUGUUGAGCUCAUCGACCAUCCCGGCGAGUCGCCCGAAAACCCUGAACUGCCUGCGAUCAAGGUGACCAGCGAAAGUAUCCUGGACCUCGAGGGUAAUCAGAAGUCGACGCUUUGCGAGAUUACUUGCGAGGAUCCCACCUCCAAGGAAGCAUGGCAGCACUUCUUCAGCAGCUGCGACAGACUGACGUCCAUGACUUAUCAGCCCAGGAACACUCUAAAAGUAGAACAGCCCGAUAAUGAUAAUAUGAUCUGA
Molecule: messenger RNA, 2271 nt
Organism: Postia placenta MAD-698-R-SB12
Lineage: Eukaryota; Fungi; Basidiomycota; Agaricomycetes; Polyporales; Adustoporiaceae
Exons: 14
Coding region: 1-2271 (756 amino acids)
Source: RefSeq, a predicted model, not a curated record